Molecule: messenger RNA, 6676 nt
Organism: Saccoglossus kowalevskii
Lineage: Eukaryota; Metazoa; Hemichordata; Enteropneusta; Harrimaniidae
Biological process (GO): regulation of transcription by RNA polymerase II
Cellular component (GO): nucleus
Molecular function (GO): DNA-binding transcription factor activity, RNA polymerase II-specific; RNA polymerase II transcription regulatory region sequence-specific DNA binding
Source: RefSeq, a predicted model, not a curated record
UCCGAAGCUAACAUGGCUGACGCUGUGCAAGUGGUGUGAGCCUUUGUUCGAAGCAAAUUCGUUUUCUGGACGUUACUGACAACCUUCCUGGAGGAAAAUUGCCCAUCAACAAUUCUACGAUAGAUCAUAAUCUUUGGACUCGUUGACGUUGUGUUAUUUUUGAGCUCAAGAUGCCUAAACGACAGAAGCCUACAGAAACUGAAGCUCCAGCUGCAGUUGAAGAUGUUCCCAAGGCUCCUUCAACUCCCAAGAGGAAAAGGAUGAAAGGAGAAGGAGGUGAAGUUGAUGAUGAACCAAAGAUUGAGACUGUGGAAGACAAGGAAGUUGUGAGUGAAGUUGAGGAUGAUGAUGGUGAUGAAGAAGAAGCUGAAACAAGUGACGAAAAGAAGAAGGGAAAAGGGAGGAAAUCUGUCACCAAAUCUCAGAUCUUCUAUUCAUGCAAAUAUUGUAAAACUUUUUUUACCAUAUAUGAUGAUUUUGCAGAGCAUGAAUUAUCUCAUCUAAGUCAGGGGUUGGUAGCCUGUGGGUUAUGUGGUAAAGCAUUUGCUCAUAGAAGUUUGUUGAAUUCUCAUAUCAAACAUCAUGCAAAUAAGAAAAUACAUGAAUGCUCUCGAUGUGGAAAGGUUUUCACUUCCAAGGGAAAUCUUCGCUCACAUGAACGUGUACAUUCUGGAGAGAAACCCUAUUCUUGUAGCCACUGUGUUAAAACCUUCAGUAGGAAAGAUAAUCUUGAUAAUCAUGUCAGAAUCCACACUGGAGAACGCCCAUUCAAAUGUUCAACAUGUGACAAGGGAUUUAAACAGAAGGGACACUUACAGGAUCAUGAGAGAUCUCACUCUGGUGAACGCCCAUAUGAAUGUGAACAUUGUAAGAAGGGAUUUGUACAGAAAAGUCAGUUGAUUACUCAUCUUCUACAACAUUCUGAUGACAAGCCUUACAAAUGUGAUGAGUGUGAGUAUUCAUGUAAACAAGUCAGCACAUUGAAUAACCACAAGAUUAAGGUACAUAAUGCAACCCCAAAAGCAUCUACUAAGUCUACACCUAGGCAGAUAGUUGAAAUAAUACAUCCACCAACAGAAGAAGAGGAGGAGGAGGAAGAAGAAGAAGAAAAAGAAGAGGAGCCAGAGCCAAGCACAUCUACUUCAAUUGUGUCUAAAGAGCAUAUUCGUAACAAACCCUACAAGAUAAUCUACCGUUGUGACAAGUGUCCAAGAGAGUUUGAAGAUAAGCCAGCACUAAUGUUGCAUAAGAAGGCCCAUACAGGUGAAGGAAAGUAUGCCUGUAACAGCUGUAAGAUUUCAUUCAAAGAUGUUGGUGAACUUGGUCAGCAUUUUGAAAGUACACACAGUGGUAAAAAAACUGAUGUUAUAGUUUCCCCUGUAAAGCAUUCCCCACAGAAGGAGGAAAACUCGCCCAAUAAAACUGUCAUCAAGAUCUCUCCAAAGAAAGAUUCACCUAUCACCAAGAAGAAUGUAACAGAGACUAAAUCUGUUAUCACAGUUUCACCAGUGAAGGAAAAACCAUCACCAUCAAGAGCUAAAAGAACCAUUGUCAUGAUGCCUCCUGAUGCUGAAGAAGAAUCUCCUAGAAGGGGUAGGAAACCUAACAAACCAAAAGAAGUACCUUCAAGAUCAUCACCAAGAGUCGGUAAAGAACCUGCUUUUGUGGAAAAGAUAGAAAAAUCUACCAAAUCUGAUCUGGCAAAAGCUAAUAAAUCCAUCAAACCUGCUGAAAUGACAGAUAAGUCUGCAAAAUUGGUCAAGGGAAAGACGGAAACAAAAUCUGCUGUGGAAAAAGCAGACAAAUCGAUCAAAUUGGUUGAGGAAAAGGCAAAUAAGUCAACCAAGUUGGUUGAGAAAAAGACGAGCGUUUCAACCAAAAUUGUUGAGGAAAAGGCAAGCAAGGGAAACGAAAGUAAGUCCACCAAAACUGUUGGAGACAAAUUCACCAAAUCUGUGGUCCAAAAAACAGAAAUAAGAGUAGAAAAAACAACCAGAUUGUCCAAGGUAAAAACAGGUACUGACAGGCUCACACGUUCUGUCACUGAAAAUCCAACAAGAACAACCAGAUCUGCUAUGGAUAGGCAAGAAAAAGAAACAAAAUUACCAGAGGAAAAAUUGACCAAAGCAAAAUCUGUAAAAGAUUUAAAGGAAAAGCCAAAACCAAGUGAAAAACGUAUUGAAAAAGAUAGUUCAGUAACAAAGUCCAAGAAGCAAGAACCUGUACCACCUAAAGAGAAACCUGUGGCAUCUAGGAGGUUCACAAGGUCUCGUCUACAAGCUGCACCCAAAGUUGAUUCAAAUAAAAGACAACCUACUUCUCUUAAAAGACCUCAGCAGGGUAAAAGUGCAAAUGAUGAUGUACAAUCCCCUCCAGUGAAGAAGAAAGUUAGAAUAGCUUCACCUGCAGUAACGCCACCAGUUAAAGUCCGUAAGACCCCUGACAGAAAACAGAAACUGAAAGUAUCAUUUCCAAGUCCAAAAAUAAGGCGUGGAUAUAAACAAGUAGAGUGCAGAGAAAUGGGUACACAGACAGAUGAGGGAGAAAAUAAAGGCGAAAAAACAAUUACACCAUCAACACAACUUCCUACAAAACAGCAUCCAACUGAUGCCUCUUCAAAAAAACAGAGUGCAGUUGAGAAGAAUGUUCCAUCUAAACGAGUAGGUAACAAAAAAGAAGCAUUGCAGGAAAAAGGUAGACAGCAGGAGCCAAAAAAAUCUUCAGGAAAGAGGACUUUGCCCGGAAAGACAAAAGAGGGUAAAAAGAGAGAAUAUGGACUGUCUGGGAUGGAAUGUUGUGAAGCAUUGCUGAAAAGCUGUGAUGUUGAAAUGGAGGAUAUAUCAAAAGACAGUGCUGGAAAAAGCAAAGUAAUGAAAGCAAAGGUUGUAGCAGGUGUGCAAAACAUAAGCAAAGCUAAAUCAAGUGCUGGAAAGAAAGGUGACAAAACAGAUAACAAAUCUGUUAAAAUUGUUGAGGUGGAAGAUAAAACUGUGAAGAUAACACACUCCCAUCCUAUUAAAGAAAAAGAAGCAGCAAAAGAAAGUGUUUUCAAGGUUCCAUACAGAGUAGAUGCAGCUAAAGGAAAGACUAAAGAAACUGUUAGCAAUAGUGAAAGUGUUGAAGAAAGUAAACAGCCCAGUAAAGUACAGAGCUCUUCUGGAAAUAAUGAGUUACAUGAGAAUAUAGAAGUUGUGAGCAAAGAAAAGUCUGAUGAGUCAAAUAAAAACGUGGAAGUUGUUGAGAGUCAAGAAAAAAAUAAUGACCCACUUAAGAACCCAGAAGUUGUUAAGAGCCAAAAAAAAUCCAAUGGUCCACUUGAAAAGGUAGAAGUUGCUGAGAGCCAAGAAGAAACCAACGAGCCACUUAAGAACUCAGAUGUUGCUGAGAGCUUAGAAGAAUUGAAUAAGGAUAAUGAGAUUAUUGAAAUAGCAAGACAUGGCAUAGACCAACAGAAAGAUACAUCUGCUGAUAUUAUUGUGAUUGAAAAAUCUGAUGUGGAGGGCAAGAGAGAAGUAUCAGCUGCUGUGACCGAAGCUGAAAGUAGCAAUGUUGACAGUGAAGCUGAAGUACCAGGGGAUGCGAUUGCCGUUGACAGUCAUCCAAUGGUGGACAGUGAAAAAGAAAUUGUUGAAGUAAAAAGCAGCACAGAUAAGAUGAAUGUUUCUGCUAAAGUUGAGGAAGAUAGUAACAAUGAUAGUCAGGCAAAUGUUUCUGGUGAAGUUAGUAACUUAGAUAGUCAAGAAAGCAUAUCUGCCGAUGUAGUUGAUGUUGGUGACACUGAUACUAAGGCAGUUGUUCCAGCUGAAGUACUUGAAGAUGGCAACAUUGAUAAUCAAGGAAGUGUCUCUGUUAGUGCUGAAGAUUGCCAAGAAAGCAUGUCAGCUGGUGUAGUUGAAGUCAGUCAUAUUGACAGUCAAGCAAAUGCCUCUUCUGAAGUCAUUAAACAUGGUCAUGCUGAUAGUCAAGAAGGCCUAUCUGCUAAUGUAGUUGAAGUUGGUGAGGUUGAUAGUCAGGCAAAUGUCUCUGAUGAUGUGAUUGAAGUUGGUGUCAUAGACGGUCAAAGUGAGUCUGCAGAUGUAGUUGACAUUCGUGGGGUUGAUAGUCAGGCAAAUGUCCCUACUGAAGUUGUUGAAGAUGGCAACAUUGAUAGUCAAGGAAGUGUCUCUGUUAGUGCUGAAGAUUGCCAAGAAAGCAUGUCAGCUGAUGUAGUUGAAGUCGGUCAUGUUGAUAGUGAGGCAAAUGUCUCUGAUGAUGUGAUUGAAGUUGGUCAUGUUGAGGGCCACACAAGCGACACCGAGGAUGUGAUCGAAGUUGGUCAUGUUGAGGGUCAUGCAUACGUUUCUGACGAUGUGGUUGAAGUUGUAGAUAGCCAGGCAGAUACAACCAAUGACAUGAUAAAAAGCGUGGACACUCGGAUAGAUGAUCCUAUUAUUAUUGAAGAAAGUGGUCAAGACGAGAAGAAAGAAGCACAUUCUGAUGUUGUUGAAGUUGUGGAAAGUCAUGUUUCUAUGUCUGAAGAUGUGGUUGAAGUUGAAAGUAGCCAGGCAGUGGAUGAUAGUCAAAUUGGUUCUAGUAAAGAUGCUGCCAUCAGCAGUGCUGAUGUACCUGCAGAUGAAAUUUGCUCUAGCAGCACUGCUACUGUAAAUGAUAGCAGAAUAAGUAACCCACCUGUUUUAGACAAGGUUGAAACAGCUUUACCUACUGAUGGCAAUAUUGUAAACAACAUGAUAGAUAGUACUGUCACUGCUGGGGGAGAUGUUAUCUCGGCCACAGAGCCUCUGCUAGAGAAGAUCCAAGAAGCUGUUUCUGAGGCUGAACCACUUAUAGAAAAGUGCCCAGGAGGUGGUGACAUGCAGGAGGCAGCCGAUGACCAUCAAGAAGACAAGCAGUCUGAAACCAUUGUCGAAGUGCAGACAUGUGAAAAGGCACCUGCUCUACAAGCACAGGUGAUAACAGAAAAUGGUGCAAAGGAAAUAAAAACUUCAACUUCUGAUGUCGCCGAUAGUUGAAAAUGCAGAACUCUUAUUUCAGACUAGAAUUUACUGUUUUAAGUUAAUGCCUGUUUUGUAUGUGAAACAGGGGUGGACAAAGUUAAAAUUCAAAAUGGGUUGACACAGGUGGGCAUUUUCUACAACUCUGAAUAAUAGCCAACGUGUGUAAUAUAUCUAUACUAAUAAUUGUGGAGAGACCCUAGCAGAUUUUUACAUCCUUAGUGUUGUGGAAUACGUUUUUAUCAACAUUGUUGAACAGCUUUUAAUCAAUUUAAUUUGUUCCCCUAAAAUAUCUAAGCGCUACAGUCAUUGCUAUAGUACAGAUCUAUGAAACGAUACAGUGCCUUGGUUUUAAAUGAAAUGCCAUACAUAAAUAUAUAUUUAUACAUGUAUCAAGUUUAUUCAGUUUUUGUUCUUUAUUCCAAGUGUUUGUGAUUACUUGAUGAUGGAACAAAUAGGCUAAUCGAUUGGGUCUCUACUAUGUGAUUGCUUAUUGAUGGGUCUGUACUGCGCAAUGGCUAAUGAUUAGAAGGACUUAGUGAUCAUCUCAUCAAUACCUCGUUCUUUUAAUCGAUGUGACGUACACUAUCAAACCCCUGAUGAGCUGCAAAUGUUGUUUUAGUUCAUAUCAUAUAGACAUGUUCUUUUAAAAGUGAGGAGUUGGAAAACCGUAGAUGAUAUUAAUGAUGUUUUGAAUGUAUUACCUCUGUUGAUGUUGUAGCAACCUAAUUCAAAUUUGAAGGUUAGGUAGUAAAUCUGGUCACUUUAAAGAGAUGUAACUAACCAACUACCUAUGCAAAUUGUGCAUUAUCAGCUGCUAAUCAGAGCUUGUCUUACAGAACAUUAUGGUCUGUUUUAGUAAAGCAUGUUUUAAUUGGUUGGUGAGCUAUUUGCAUAGAUAGUUAGUUGAUCAGUAGUACAAGGUGUGAACGCCAGCAACCAUAGUCAGUGAUCACUGAUUAAAAGCAACCAGAGUCUUUUUCUUACAUCAGAUUUUAAUCAGAAUGGCAUAGUAGUAUGAAUACUUAAUUUGUAGACACUAGGGGCAUAUGGAAUAUAAUGUACAGUGAUAUAAGACAGUAGCAAAUACGUCUUGGGAAGUGUGUAUUUUUAACAGUAGACAGAAUACAUUAAUCAUCGAUUGAUUGAUUGAUUUAUAGGCUAGUUAUUGUAAAAUUAUCAAUCAAAUACCAGUAUGACUAGCAGUUCUUUAUAUGGCAAUUGUAUAUUAUAUUAUAUAAUGAAUGUAAGAACAUUUAUGUAACCAUGGUGAUUUAAUUUUUCUGGAUAACCCAAACUGCACUCAGAAAGCAUAUUCUAUUUGUGAAGGAGUUGUUUUGUCAUUGUUGGAUGUAAUUGCUUUACAUGAUUAUUAAUGCAUACAUUUUUGUUGCGGGUAAUGCAAAUGUUCCUGACAAUGUGGUUGACGUUACUUUGAAUAGGGACCUUUACAAACUAAAUGAUGAUGAGAAAGUUGUAAAUGUAACAUAAGCACUUAGACGUAUUUGGAAUUAUUAUACAUCUGUCACCGUAACGGCAUAAGUUACAGCGUGCCGUGAUUUGGCGGUAUUUUACGGGGUAUUUUUCAUACUACCAUAUUAGGAAAUGCGAAUUCCAAAUUUGGAAUGAUUACGUGCGUAAGCGUCCUCUAAUAAUAAAAACAAACAUGGCUGCUACCAAGAUUU